Epinephelus lanceolatus (giant grouper) is the source of this 3159-nucleotide messenger RNA. It is a transcript of the gene bbs1, whose product is annotated as Bardet-Biedl syndrome 1. The record is from RefSeq and is a predicted model, not a curated record. Gene Ontology annotation, molecular function: smoothened binding; patched binding. Gene Ontology annotation, cellular component: BBSome; centrosome; axoneme. Gene Ontology annotation, biological process: protein localization to cilium; non-motile cilium assembly. Lineage: Eukaryota; Metazoa; Chordata; Actinopteri; Perciformes; Serranidae.
ACAGCGGAAGCAGAGAGCAGAAGAAGGAUUUGGAGCGGAUUUGUUGGAUUAUAUCGUCACAGAGAGCAGCUAGCUGCCACUUCAAUACUUUGUCUGGAUAAAAUCUGACUCCUCGAAACUGUUUGUGUUGUUUACAUCGAAGACACGUCAUAGUGCUACGUGAUAAACAACAAAUAAAAGGAGAGAAGAGGAUUCACCGCGAGGAGACGCAGUAACCCGGUUUCCUUGACAACGCACAGCAGGUGUUCUCUGCUGUCACCAUGUCGUCUGUGGAGUCGAGCGGUGACGGUGGGAAGUGGCUGGACGCUCAUUAUGACCCGGUGGCGGGUCUGUACACCUUCACGUCCUGCGUGGACCUGGCGGACCUGAGCGGCGAUGGGGAGAGCCGGCUGGUGGUCGGAGAUCUGGGCUCUGGCUCCUCGGCCAUGAAGCUUAAGGUGUACCGGGGCACGGCGCUGAUGAGCGAGAGCACCCUGCUGGACCUGCCCACCGGCCUUGUCGCCUUCUUCAUGGACCUGCACGAGCCGCGCAUCCCCGCCGUCGCCGUGGCAUCUGGACCCUGCAUCUACGUCUACAAGAACCUGCGGCCGUACUUCAAGUUCACGCUGCCCGGCCUGGAGGUCAACACACUGGAGCAGGACGUGUGGCAGCAGGUGAGGGAGGGUCAGAUCGACCCUCUGACCCUUAAGGAGAUGUUGGAGAGCAUCAGGAAGAAGGCCGACGUCCCGCUGUCCAUCCGCUCGCUCAGGUUCCUGUCUUUGGAGACCAACGACAUGGAUGAGUUUGUCCAGCUGCACAAACAGCAACCAAUCAGGCGCCAGACCGUCAUCACCUGCAUCGGGACUCUGAAGAAGAGCACAGCUGACGAGGAUGGCGUCAGCUGUCUGGUGAUUGGUACAGAGAGCAACGACGUCUUCGUCCUGGAUCCCGAAGCCUUCAUCAUCCUCUCCAAAAUGUCGCUGCCGGCCGUUCCCACCAUGAUGGACGUGACGGGUCAGUUUGACGUGGAGUUUCGCAUCACAGUGGCGUGUCGCAAUGGCAACAUCUACAUCCUGCGCAGGGAGUCGGACAAACCCAAGUACUGCAUCGAGCUGUCGUCUCACCCGGUGGGUCUAGUGAGAGUUGGGAAGAACGUGGUGGUCGGCUGCACUGACGAGAGCCUGCAGGGCUUCACACAGAAGGGGAAGAAGCUGUGGACGGCUGUCCUCCCCGCUCCCAUCACCGCCAUGGCUGCCAUGGACCUCCCCACCAGGGGCUUCCAGGCAGUUCUGGUGGGUCUGGCCAACUGUGAGGUCCAGCUGUACCGAGACAAGAACCUGCUGAGCACCAUCAAGACAUCAGAUGUUGUCACCAGCAUCUGCUUUGGCCGGUACGGGCGUGAGGAUGGGACCCUGAUCAUGACCACCAAGGGAGGGGGCCUGAUGGUGAAGAUCCUGAAGAGGAUGGCGACGUUUGACGACAGGGACAGCGCCCCGGGGCCUCCACUGGCCCAGAGCGUCCGCCUCAACGUGCCCAAGAAGACCAAGCUGUACGUGGACCAGACGCUGAGGGAGCGCGAGAAUGGCCUGGCCAUGCACCGGGCCUUCCAGAUGGACCUGAGCCGCCUGCGCCUGGCCGCUGCCAAAGCUUAUGUCAAGGUGUUGGAGUCCAGCCUGACGCCGAUGUCCUCCAGCCUCACCGAGCCACUCAAGAUGAAUGCGGUGGUGCAGGGCCUGGGCCCGUCCUUCAAACUGACCCUAAACGUCCAGAACACGGCGGUGUGUAGGCCCGUCAUGAACCUGGCCAUCAGCUUCCUGUACGACGAGAGCCUGUACAGGAUGAGGAACCCGUACAUGAGGAUCCCUCUGCUGGUGCCCGGACUCAUCUACCCUGUCGAGACCUUUGUGGAGUGCACCAGCGACAAGGGCAUCUCUGACAUCAUCAAGGUGUUCAUCCUGCACGAGGGAAAGAGCUCGCCUCUGCUGACCGCCCACAUCAACAUGCCCGUCAGUGAGGGACUGACGCUCAACUGACAACACACGACACUUCAACUCCCUUCAUAACAGACUCCAAACAUCACCAGACUGAACUGACAACACACAACGCUUCAGCUUUAUUUAUUACAGACUCCAAACAUGAACGUUAGAUAGAAGGCUACAUGAAACUUUUUUUAAAAGAAUUCCAAAGCUGAAUUUAUGAAAUAAAAUCUGUAGAUGUAUCUGUAGAUAGAUAGAUUUGUUAAUGUUUGUUGUUCAUGUUUAAAACGGUAGUGACAUCAGAUGUGUGUGUGUCAUCGACAUGUUUGAACUCUCAGGGCUAAAAAUCACUGCAGACAAAAGACAUUUGGUUUUGUUAUAAAGGUCUGUAUAGAACAGACAAAAUAUGUUCUCCAUAUUCUGUUUUAUAAAUGUAGGCUUGUAUAAAGUUAAAUAAAAGAAUAAAUAUUAAAGUUUGUACAGAGGUCAUCGUCAUGAAAAAGAAGGUAACAACUCAUCAAAAAAGGUUUCAAAACAAUAAAUUUAGUAUUUCUGGGAAAUUUAAGCUCAAUUUAAACCCAAAUAAAUAUUUAUUAAAAAUGUUUUAUUGGAAACUUUAUUCUUCUCUGGGUUAUGACAGCAAUUAAUUUGAAUGAAUUAAAAGUGUCAAAAACUGUAAGUCAGUCUGUAAUAAACAUCAGGGUCUCAUUUAUAAAACAGUGUGUAGGAUCCAUGCUAAAAAUGUGUGUGUGUGUGGCUGAAUCUAAGUUGUUACAGGGCGCUAACUGAAGGAAAGUCCCCCACAGUUGUCAGAUAUCACCACAAAUAUAAUCUAAUUCUGUGGGAAACACAGUUCAACAAGUUAUUUCUAGUAUGAAUGUCCUGACUGGUGAUAACAGUGCUGGGCCACCCCACAAAUGAAUUCACCUCAUGACGUCAGCUACAGCAGCUGUAUGGGUAAAGUAGACUCAUCUAAAGAGGGAUUUAUACCCGUACGCCAGCUCUAUUAGUAGUCUACGCCGUUGUGAGCAUUUAUACUUGUGCUGUGGUGUGUCUGUGUCACUCUGCAGUUACACCUCUAAAACACUAGUGGGCAGUGAGGAUUCUGUGAAGUGCUGUAAAGUUUAGUUGAUUGAAAACACACAUUAAACACACAUUUUGCAAUGCAAAAAAGAUGGCCGCAUGUGCACCUUUGUCUGUAGUG